This is a messenger RNA of Sitophilus oryzae (rice weevil), 1630 nucleotides long. Its product is annotated as actin-5C. Lineage: Eukaryota; Metazoa; Arthropoda; Insecta; Coleoptera; Curculionidae. The coding region runs from base 212 to 1342 and encodes 376 amino acids. The transcript is spliced from 2 exons. Gene Ontology annotation, biological process: mitotic cytokinesis. The record is from RefSeq and is a predicted model, not a curated record.
UGGUUCGGCUGUCGACAGAGAUUGCGCGUUUCGGGCCUGAGUGGUGGGAGGGGCAAAUAAUUAUAAAAUGGUUUGCAACGGUCUUUUCCUCCAGCAUUCGUAAAACGUUCUUGUGAUAUUUUAGAGUAAGUGCAGCAAGUUCGCUGUACCUCUUUAACCAAUAAGUUUUUAUAUAUUUAUACAUUUAAACCAAAUCAAAUACUAACCAAUCAUGUGUGACGAAGAAGUUGCCGCAUUAGUCGUAGACAAUGGAUCCGGUAUGUGCAAAGCCGGAUUCGCCGGAGACGACGCUCCUCGUGCCGUCUUCCCCUCAAUCGUCGGUCGUCCCAGACAUCAAGGCGUCAUGGUCGGUAUGGGCCAAAAAGACUCGUACGUAGGCGAUGAAGCACAAAGCAAAAGAGGUAUCCUUACCCUAAAAUAUCCCAUUGAACACGGUAUUGUAACAAACUGGGACGAUAUGGAAAAAAUCUGGCACCACACCUUCUACAAUGAACUCCGUGUCGCACCCGAAGAACAUCCCGUACUUCUCACAGAAGCCCCUCUCAACCCCAAAGCCAACAGAGAAAAGAUGACCCAGAUCAUGUUUGAAACCUUCAACACACCCGCCAUGUACGUCGCUAUCCAGGCCGUACUUUCACUGUACGCUUCUGGUCGUACCACCGGUAUCGUCCUGGAUUCCGGAGACGGUGUUUCCCACACAGUACCUAUCUACGAGGGUUACGCCCUUCCCCACGCCAUCUUGCGUCUGGACUUGGCUGGUCGUGACUUGACUGAUUACCUCAUGAAAAUCCUCACCGAAAGGGGUUACUCCUUCACCACCACAGCCGAAAGAGAAAUUGUCCGUGACAUUAAGGAGAAACUCUGCUACGUUGCUUUGGACUUUGAACAAGAAAUGGCCACCGCCGCUAGCUCCAGCUCCUUGGAGAAGAGCUACGAAUUGCCCGACGGUCAGGUCAUCACCAUCGGAAACGAAAGGUUCCGUUGCCCAGAAGCCCUCUUCCAGCCUUCCUUCUUGGGUAUGGAAGCUUGCGGCAUCCACGAAACCACCUACAACUCCAUCAUGAAGUGCGACGUAGACAUCAGGAAAGACUUGUACGCCAACACCGUGCUCUCCGGAGGUACCACCAUGUACCCCGGUAUCGCCGACCGUAUGCAGAAGGAAAUCACCGCUUUAGCCCCAUCGACGAUGAAGAUCAAGAUCAUCGCGCCCCCAGAAAGGAAAUACUCCGUAUGGAUCGGAGGCUCCAUCCUCGCCUCACUCUCCACCUUCCAACAGAUGUGGAUCUCCAAACAAGAAUACGACGAAUCCGGCCCCUCCAUCGUACACAGGAAGUGUUUCUAAAUUUGUUUUUAUGUUUUAUAUUUAUUUUAUAUCGCUGCAUUCCUCAAUUCCUUCAUGCAUUCGUUGUACUAUAUUUUGAUAUAUAUGAGGUCGAUGUGCGGCAGACUGCCAUUUGAUUUGGAUAAAGAGACCGUACAUUCACUAGGCCAAAGUAUUACGACAUUUAAUGUUUAUCGAUAAUUUUUUUUGUAAGUUAUCACGUGUGCAGAAUAAGACUCCUUCAUUUAAUUAUUUUAUUAGGCUAAUAUAUGGGAAUAAUUAAUAAAAAAAAUGUAAAACUUUUUUAUU